CACUCUGUGACCUCAUACAGUUCCUUCCUACCUUUGUUUUCUUCAUCUGUAAGAUGGGGUGUAAGAUCUGCUUCCAGCUUUGACAUUCCGUUCCCAGGCCCUUCAGGCUUGUAUGAAUACGAGUUCAGCCCAGGGGACCGGCAGCCCUGCUGGCUUGUUGGCAGGGCUGGUUGACCAGUCAGGAUGGACAGAUGGAUGUACUAGACAAGUCUGGGCCUUGUAGAGCAUUACCACCCCCAGGCUGGGGCUGGGGCUGGGGCCAAGGCUUAGGGGAGCUGUCCCACUGGGCAGUGAUGAGGGAUGAGUAGGCAGAGGGCAAAUGGGUUUGUGCCAGGUCUUUGAACACACAUCCAAGUCUCUCAGCAUUAAGUCCUUGGGUAGGCAAUAGAUCUGCCAGAGCCAAAAAUGGGACAGUGGGACUGAACAGUGGGUGGGAAAGAUCCUUUGGGGCUUGGCUUUUGGGGACAGGACAUGAAGAACCAAUCCUUCCUACUCUACUGGUCUAAGGGCUUUCUCUGAGGCAGCAGUAGAAGUGGAUACAAGAUAAAGCAGUGCUGCCUGUGGGCCCAACACCUUCAGGACCAUGUUUGAUGGGGAACCAGGCACAGGCCCAGCAGCAUCCUCACGGAAUGUGGUACGCAGCUCCAGCAUCAGCGGCGAGGUGUUUGGGGGCGGAGGGGAGCAGGCUGGAGGCACAGCUGGCGCCAGCACUGCCAAGAAGCGCCGAAGCAGUCUGGGGGCCAAGAUGGCAGCCAUUGUGGGCUUGACCCAGAGAAGUCGGAGCUCCCUACAACUACCCCAGCCAGAAGGUGGACCUAAGAAACUACCAAGCAACAUCAGGCGGAGCACAGAGACCGGCAUUGCUGUGGAGAUGAGAAGCAGGGUCACCCGUCAAGGGAGCCGAGAAUCCACCGAUGGCAGCACCAAUAGCAACAGCUCCGAUGGCACGUUCAUCUUCCCCACUGCCAGGCUGGGGGCUGAGAGCCAAUUCAGUGACUUCCUGGAUGGCCUGGGGCCAGCCCAGAUUGUGGGGAGACAGACAUUGGGGACACCACCAAUGGGGGAUGUGCAUAUUGCAAUGAUGGACCGCAGUGGUCAGCUAGAGGUGGAAGUGAUCGAGGCCCGAGGCCUUACCCCCAAACUGGGCUCGAAGUCCCUCCCAGCCACCUACAUCAAGGUUUACCUGCUAGAGAAUGGAGCCUGUUUGGCCAAGAAGAAGACAAGAGUGGCCAAGAAGACAUGUGAUCCCCUGUAUCAUCAGGCCCUGCUGUUUGAUGAAGGUCCCCAGGGAAAGGUGUUGCAGGUGAUCGUCUGGGGAGACUACGGGCGCAUGGACCACAAGUGCUUCAUGGGAAUGGCCCAGAUUGUGCUGGAGGAGUUGGACUUGAGCAACGUGGUCACUGGCUGGUACAAACUCUUCCCCACCUCGUCCGUAGCUGACUCCACUCUGGGGCCACUCACUCGGCGUCUGUCCCAGUCCUCCCUGGAGAGCUCCACCAGCCCCUCCUGCCCCUAGGGAGCCGGGGACCUGGACCUCAAGAAGGCGAGGUCGGCGGUGGUGGUGGUGGUGGUGGUGGUGGUGGCGGGCCGGAACGCAUGUGCGUGUGUGUGUGUGUGUGUGUGUGUGCGCGCGCGCACGCGCGUGUGCGAGCGUGAGAGAGGAGGGCCGUGGCUCAGCCUCCUUGCCCUCCCCAGGCAUCUCACUGUACAUAGCAUCUCGCCGUCUCUCCUCGGGCCUCCUUGGCCCACAGAUCUUGCCGUCUGGGCCAUGUCAGCAGGCAGGAGAAGCCUCUGGCUCUAUGUGUGUGUGUGUACACCACCCGGGUACGUGUAUAUAUGUGUACGUGUACAUGUUUCAGUAUACCUGUAUGUAUAUGUGUGUCUGUUUUUAUGUGUCUGCGUAUGUGCAUCUGUGUGAUCCGUGACGGGUGUCCAGAGUUAACGCCCUGGGGCCAUCUCACAGGUGCCCCGCCAGGCUCCUGUCCCCCAUCCUGGCGUCUAGGUCGGGGCCCACCUAGUGUUUGUGUCUUCUCUCUCAAGGGUCUCUUUGGAGGGCGAGUCUCUCCCGUCUACCCAUAGGCCUGACUCUUGCUGUGACAUGAGCUUCCUCAGUUUCCCUACAGUGUGCUCUGUCUUCCCAUCCGUCUUUCCUUCUAGGAAAAGGUCUGAGCAGACCAAUCGUGUUGAACCCUGUUGGCCCCCCCCUCGCUCUGGGGGUACGUAGCGCCCGAUGUAGCCUGCCGUGGGCAGCCCCCCCCCCCCAGCUGCAGCCCCGGAGCCUCUCUUAGCCUCCCGCCUCCUCCGAUGUCUUGUAGCAUGUGGCCCAGAGGGGCCGGAGCCCCUCUUGUGCCUCCCAGGAUGGUCCUGGCUUCAUCGUCCCCCUCCUCGCAUGUGAAACAGCUUCCGCUCCCAAGUUGUGGCCAGGAGACACCGAGGGUCCUCCCGAGGCCACAGACGGCCCCCUGCCCCUCUCUGGACUGGCACGAGGCCGCUGGGCCAGCAGUCGGAGUUGAGCUGCUCCGAGUUCGAGGACGGCUUUGAGCACACCAGAAGAGGGAUGGACCUUGGAAGGAUGCUGCCGCCCUCCAGAAGGAAACCCUUUACCUCACCGAGGCUCUGCUGGGGCUCAGGCCACGGCUGACGCCAGACUGGCUUCCGAGGCACCUCCGCCAAAGAUUGAGCCAAGGCAAGGGGGCCCCCUCUCCUCGGUUCCCCGGCACGGAGGCCCUCCACUUUUGUGCCUGAGCAUCCAGCCCCGGGGCCUCCUGGGACUCCCAAGACCCAUCGGUGGUCUACCAAGCAAUAUGUGCCGACCCCAAGUCCUUCCUCUCUCGGCCCUCUGCCACUCCCUGAUGGAUCCCGGCUAGAGUCUGCCCAGGAGGAUCUGUACCUCCGGACUGGAGGGGGGCGGGGGGGGGGGGGGAGGGAAUCGGGCUGGCUCCCAGAAAGCCCCGGGACACAGGUACCUUGCCCGCUCCCUUCCCCCGUCUGGAUCAAGCGACUUACUGGAAAGCUGCAUCUGUGUGCCCUGCCUGGGGCCGCGGGGUCUUACGGGAUCACCCUGGGGGAGGGACGUCCCGCUGCCUCCUGGGGCUCUCUCAAGAGAAGGCCUUUCGAGGCUUUUGGCCUGGGCUCGAGGCUGCGCAUCUCUCCCACCGAUCGCACAGAAGGCAGACCCAGGGGAGCGUUCUCCCCCAGAAUCGGGCUCCAGAGGCGGCCGGAGGGGGCGCCUUCCUUCUAGUCUAAGUAUCACUUGGACGCUUUGUUCCCAGAAGCCCCUCUUUCUCGCCUCAGGAACACAAGGCGGGUCUUUCUUGGUCACGUGCAAAGAAAGGGGAGAACGUUCCUGAGGCAAAUGGAGGUCAGGACGGCGUCUGAGGAACUGAGAGCAGCCAGAGCAGGGUGGGGGCUCCCGAGGGGACCCCGGCCACUCGGUGUGUGGGUGUGUUGUGUGUGUGUGGGGGUGGCACAUGUGUGUGUGGGGGGUGGCACACGUGUGUGGGGAGGGGAGAGGGAAUACGGAUAGCACUGGGCCGGAAACACGGAAGCCGCCCCUCUUCCGUCCGAGUGGGGAAGGCUCUGCCCCUCUCGGCUCUUCUCCCACGUCAGAUGGUCCAGGGGUCCGCUGGCCAGUCACGGACGGCAGUUUGGGAUGAUGGUCGCCCAAGGCCUGUCGGGUGGCCAUACCAGCUAGUGAGCUGGGGAGGUGCCGCCCGGGGUUAGGGGCGAGAGGGCAAGAGGGAGAGGCCUCUGUUGGAGGAAGGACGUUGGCCAGCCCGAAGGAGCUGGAGUCGUUUUACUUGGAGAAGGCUCGGAAGGCGGAAUUAGACCUUCAUCCUGCCGGAUCCCAGAAGGGGAGGCUGGAAGCAGGAAGAGCAAGUGAUAGGGAAGGACGGAGACGGCGCCUGUGAUUUCUCAGGCAAGGGGAGUCCCUCUGCCAGGGUAGCCAGGGCCAGUCCUUCUCUGUCUAGAGCAGAGAAACUAAGCGACAUGCUGGGGUUGCCCAGCCCAUAUGGGUCAGAGGGAGGAUUUGGAGACCAGAUUUCUUAGCUUUCCAGUCACCUCCUCUGACCAUCACACCAUGCUGCCUCUUGGCUGCUCAGAAGGCUUUAAAUCGACAAUGAAAUGGUCUUCCCUAGGAGGUGGCGGGGCCCUCCAGGGUCCCUCACCUGUCCGAGAGGCCCUGUGGAGGAAGAGGAGCAGGGAGCGAGGGGGUACAAGCCCCAGCACUCCCCUCGGAGAGGGGGCCGCCCCAAGGGAGGCUUCACCAGGACGCCAGGGUUUUGCUCCGCUGCCAGCUGAAGGGUCGUGCUGGCUCUCCACUCAGUGCCUGGAUCAGAGGCCUCCUGGGAGGUGGUUUCCCACCUCCCAGCCCUUCUCUGAGGGGGGCAACCACCCUUUUGUCUUGGGCACCCCUUCACGUCAGCCAUUGCACAGUGUAGCUCCUUCUCCCCAGCGUGCCUGAGGACAUGGUCAUGGCUCACUUUGGGCACCUGUCCUACCUUCCUGAAGUGUAUAUGGUAUCUAGAAAGGCACACGUUACUCAUGGGUGUUUGUAGCAUCAAUGUGGGGCUUCUAAGUAGCCAUCCGGGAGGCGUCCUUGGCCUUCCCUCCUGGGAGGGGCACAGAGUCACCCCAGACCACUGUCCAGGGGGUCAGACUUUAGACUGUUCAGCUCCAGCCUGGGACAGACCUACAGGUCCUCCCCUUGUACCCAUUUGAUGGAAAGUAGGCAGAGUCGCCUCAUUGCCUCGACACCCUUCUUCCAGGAAGUUGUCUGUGUCUCAGUGCUGGGCGGACAUCUAGAAUGGGCCAGGCACAGGUAAGAGGAGGGAGAUGGUUCCAGGGUCCGUGCGUCCAUUGUCUGACUAGAUGGAGGCAGGAACACCUUUGCAAGGCCUAGGGAUGGCCAAGUGCCUCGGAGGUACUGACUUUAGCUGCAAGGUGGCAGGUGGUAUUGGAUAGCUGAGAUCCAGUGUGGUUCUGAGCAGCAGUGGGUCUCUUGCAAGGGUGGCCAACAGAAGCUUGACUGGUUAGCUAAGGCAUUUGAGCUCACGUUUCUUCUCUUUUGAGGCAGCAUCCCCCCACAAAGACUCAAGACCCCUGCCUGGGCCUCCAGGCCCAUAUGGGUGCUUGUUGGGGUAGCCACAGAAAGGUCAGGUGGCUAUCUGAUGGCAGAGGGAGAAGAAAACCCCCUUCUGAGAGAGAGCAAGCUUCCCUUGGAGCCAGUGCACAAAAGAACCGUAGCUGGAAAGGCCUGGAGGGUGAUCCCCCUUGUUCAAGCCCCUCCUUCCUCCCCAGCCUCCCCACCCUGACCUCAACUUGGAGAAUGUCAUGGAGUAAUCAUCUCUUGGCAUCUGGCCCACAUCCUGGGGAAUGCUGGCAUUUCUUGGGAACGAGGCCUCAGAACUGGGUCCUCCGUGGAAUGGAAACGCACUUGGCUCGUUCAUCCCGGACUCACGUGGGCUGAUUCACAAGGGUGAACGUGAGCGCGGCACUGCUCCAGAGAAAUUCCAGCGAGCCACCCUGAGCUUCUGAUGCGGCAGGAGCAGAUGCAACAUCCCGAGGCCCGGCAUCCUUCCGAGCCGAUUCCUGUGGAAAUGAGAUGUAGCACAACCCUGGGAGCCCUGCUCAAAACCGGGCUCCUCUCCGCCUCGCCACUCGCUCUUCCAGUGACUGGCAGGACCCCCUGGCCCUCUCCCACCAAGGCUCUGGCUAUCAGGAUACCUCACAUUUUUAUAAGAUGGCGGCGUGGCCUAAGCCAUGCUGUGUCCUUGUGUCUGUCAUCUUGUCUGUGUCUAGCAUCAAGGAAGGGAAAGAGAGGCCACCAUUGCCUGAACAUUGGCAUGGAUUCCUGGUGGCUGUGGAUGGACCAGUUUUAGGCAGAGAGCUCUGCAGGCAUCUCAGGCUUUUGAGGAAGGUGACAAAGCAGAUGUGGGAGCCUUUGGCCGUGUUGUCUAAAGCCUGGAACCAGAAGGCAAUGGCCCUGGCUCUCUCUUGCCACCCCCCUGGCACAUAUGGAAGGAGGUUAUUGCUGUGUGCCUCAGCAACGUUCUCCAGUCUGAAAGAAGAUGGGAGCAUCCAUUAAUGUUGUCCUCUCUGGUACCCUCUGCAGCAUCCCUCCCCUUUCAUUCCUGUUUGUUUCCAUUUCACAGAGAAUGGAAAAAGCAAAAAAAAAAGAAAGAAAAGAAAAGGUGUGUUUUUUCUUUCUUUCUGCAAAGAAGAAUCACGUGUUGCAUCUGAAAAUCUGUCUGUGAUGUUCUGUAAUGACUCCUCCAAUCCCUGCAGGGGGGUCUUUCUGAGGCCUCGAUGCUGACUGAAAGGCCCAAGUCCUGCUGGGAAAGUCUCAGAGCGAUGUUUGCGAUGCCAAAGAGAGCACAGUGGCUCCCUCUGGCGAGAGCUGCUCUUGUCAAAUUGCCCCGAUGCCUCGCGAACGUGAGCACUUUUGAUGCUGGUGGCCUUGUUUUCUUUUAAAGGGCUCAAUCUUUCUGUUUAGCAAAGAAAAGUCUGUCCCCUCCCCGUCACGUUCCCCCCUCCUCGCCCAACUCCUCCCUUCAUACUGCCACAGACAGAGAGCAGGGAGACCCAGGAGUGUGGCCCACUCCCCCCAGAAGGCCUCCAGGGUGUUGGCGCAAGGUGGCACCCCCCAAAAAACCUCUGAGGGUUGGCUUAGUUGGGAUUGUAAGUGAUGCCAAUGGCAGUUUAGGGUAAAACGCCGAGGCAAGGAGAGCUCAUUGAAAAUGGCAGCCUGUCCAGGCAGGGGUCCUGAGAAGUCACUCAGUCAGAGAAGGGGAGUCAGGGGGGCACCCAAAGAACCCUGUUGUGUGGAUCAGAGACACCUUGGUUCUACCACUAACCAGCCCUGCAUGUGUGUGUGUGUGAGAGACACUAGAGGUCUGUUGUUACCCUUCUCCAGGUAAUGGAUGAUGAUUGAGGGCUCUUCCAUGAAAGACUAGAAGCUCUUGAAGGUCCCUUCCAGCUCUAUGAUACAAUCAGAAUAACAAUAGGGUGUUAGGAUGAUAUCCCCCCACCUUCUGAGAUGAGGGGCCAUCCGGCCUGUCUCCAGCUUGCCAUCUCCCACAACAGUGCCCAGAUGCUUUUGGAACACCCCACUGAAUUUCACAGCCUCCUCUGAGGAACCUGCCUUCUCUCUCCUUCCCCGGCUUUUUCUACCAGGACAGCACAUAAAGGGUGUCUUCAAAGACCAUCCUUCGUCCUGCUGAAAAGUCAAAGGUGCUAAUGUGUCCUGGUCUGUCUCCUCCCACUGGCUUAAACCCUGUCCAGGGUCCAGUGCUGGUCUCCCCUCUGAUGCUCGCUUCAAGAAGAUGCUAAAAUUACAGACAUGUGCCGGGGAAGUGUGUGUUUGUGGGGGGGGGGGCGUUGGGGGGGAUCAGCCCUUGCCAAUCACUUCAACAAAGUUGGGUUCUUGUUUUGGGGUCUCCUCUGCGAAGAUGCUCUUUCCCAGCCCCACCAAAUGAGCACUAGAACCCUGGCAUUCCAUGGGGUGUGAAAGGGGCUUCCCUGGAGAAGAUGCUCAGACUAACCCUAAUUCCCACGUUAAAAUCUCUCUCAUUUCACCAGUGAGUAAAUGGGGAUCCCUCUCCACUGAAGCCUGUGGCAGCUCCUCUGUGAUUUAGGGGAUUUCGUUAGAUUGGGGGGUGGGGGUGGGGGUGGUUUUGGCUACAGCAUCACCUUGUGGCCUUCAGAUGAGCCUCUAGAAUAUGUCCAGACCUGUGAUCCCACCAGGGUUGGGUAACUGGGUGUGAAGGCAAAUCUGCAGCACCUUUGAAUCUUAGAGGACUGUAGGGACCCUCAAGGAGUGCCAGUCACCUAGGUUCACAUGCUAGUAUGUCAGAGGAGGAUUUGAAUCCAGGUUUUCCUGGCCCUGAAGCAGCCUCUAAUCACUAAGCUACCCGGCUCCAAUAUAUUCUGACUACUCAGAUUCUUUGAGGAUCUUCAUGGAACGUGCCCCCUUCUGCUAAGGCAUUCCAUGACUUAGAAUGAGUGGCCGAAAAAAAAAAUCCUGACCUGCAAUUAACCUGGUGACAAAGCUUGGAUGGUCUUCAGAUGACCAAGGCGCCAAGUUCAAUAGAUGUAGGAAAAUGACAUUGCAUAUAGCAAUGUUUUGAUGUGAAUACAGGCUCCAAUUGUCUCUAUUUUCUUCCCAAAUUUUCCCAAGUCAGUUUUAGGCUGAGGGUAUCCCGGAUGCUCAGCCUGGUACUCCUCAGCUUCCUCAACUCUUUUUCAAGGCCUCGUGGUGUCUGUGGCAGAAAACAGUUGGGAAGGAACUGCUCUCAAAGAAUGGAAUCCAACUAACUUAUUUUUCAAAAAUCCCAAUUGAAACAACCAAUUCUGGAAAAUUAGUAUGAAGGAGGAAUUCAAUUUUUAAAAAUCCUCAAAAGCUGAGGAGGGACUUAUGGGGACUAAAUGUACUAAUAUGAUAAAAAAAAAAAGUGUUUGAGCCGUGGUCUGUAAUGUGUCCUCUGUAUGCGUGUGUGUGUGUGUGGUAGGAGGCAGGGCAGGGGUCCUUGGGAACACUUGGCGUGCUUUUGUGGUUCUGUGCAGCAGGCUGAGGGCCGGGAAGGGGUGCAUGCUCUUUUGUAUAAUACUCUUGCCAAUUUCCCCAAGGAGAAAAUUCUUUUUACGGCUUCUCCCUGCAUGUACAGUAUUUGGGCAGUCAGUAUGGAUGAUUAAAGUCGAGUCUGAAAACUG
Messenger RNA from Monodelphis domestica (gray short-tailed opossum), 8712 nucleotides. It is a transcript of the gene RIMS3, whose product is annotated as regulating synaptic membrane exocytosis 3. Gene Ontology annotation, molecular function: transmembrane transporter binding; small GTPase binding. Gene Ontology annotation, cellular component: cytoskeleton of presynaptic active zone; presynaptic membrane. Gene Ontology annotation, biological process: regulation of membrane potential; regulation of synaptic plasticity; calcium ion-regulated exocytosis of neurotransmitter. The record is from RefSeq and is a predicted model, not a curated record. NCBI's taxonomy places the organism in Eukaryota, Metazoa, Chordata, Mammalia, Didelphimorphia, Didelphidae.